Molecule: messenger RNA, 1224 nt
Organism: Microthlaspi erraticum
Lineage: Eukaryota; Viridiplantae; Streptophyta; Magnoliopsida; Brassicales; Brassicaceae
Source: the annotation of a GenBank genome assembly
AUGUAUAAGAAUCAGUUGCAAGAGCUUGCACAGAGAAGCUGUUUCAGCCUACCAUCAUAUACUUGCACAAGAGAAGGACCAGAUCAUGCUCCAAGAUUCAAAGCUUGUGUAAAUUUCAACGGUGAGAUAUUUGAAAGCCCCACUUAUUGUUCCACUCUCAGACAAGCUGAGCAUUCAGCUGCUGAAGUUGCCCUUAAUGCUCUCUCUUCCAAGGGACCUUCAAAGUCUUUAACUGCUAGAGUUCUUGAUGAGACUGGGAUCUACAAGAAUCUGCUUCAAGAGACGGCACAUAGAGCUGGUCUUGAUCUACCGGUUUACACAAGUGUGAGAUCAGGACCUGGUCACAUCCCAACAUUCUCUUGCACUGUGGAGCUCGCUGGAAUGAGUUUUAAUGGAGAACCAGCGAAGACUAAGAAGCAAGCUGAGAAGAAUGCCGCCAUUGCAGCUUGGUUCUCCUUGAGAAAAAUGUCAAGCUUAAACUCUCUGGGAGAGAAAAGAGGAGAAGAGAGAGAGCAAGAGGUGGUUGCAAGAGUCCUCUCAAGAUUUAGACCCAAAGAAGUGAGGAGGAGAGAGACAAACCAGUCAAGAAGAAGAACAAUUCGGCAAGACACAAGUCACACAACAACCACAAGAGACUUGUUGUGUGAGAAACUCAGAUUGAUCAAUCUGUAUACCAAUGAAGCUUCAUCAUCAUCGCUGAAACACCAUCAAACACCACCACCACCGAGAUUCUGGGCUUCAAGAACGAAUCUCCAACAACAAGAAGUUAAAUCAUUGCUAGAGAAGUCUCGAGAAUAUGCAGAGAAGAAACAGAGCCUAGAUGAAGCUAAGCCAGAGAUGAUCAUAAAGUCGUUUCCUUUGCCUACUAAUUCAUCAUCAUCAGUGGAGAGAAGCUGCUGCAGUAAGCUUUUGCCGGAAAUGUUUGCAGGAGGUUUUGGGUUAACACAUCAGAAACUGGCUCCAGCUGUUAAUAUCAGAUCAGUGAUCCCAGUUUGUUCAGCUCCUCCACAAAGAACUAAUCAUAACCCUGAGAAUCCAUCGACAUCAUCACCGAUCAGUGAAUCCGUCACAUCCCUUAAUCCAAGCUCUCUGGGAAUUGGAGGGCAAGAGAAGAAGUCUCUGACCGAAUUGGGAUUAGAAUCUAAAUCUCGAUUAGACGGUAGAAAGCAAGUUAAAGGUGGUAUCUUUAGAUUAACCCAUGUUAAGGAUUUGACCAUAGAGUAG